CGUGCGGAAGUUGAGCUGCAGUAAGGAUGCACGUGCUGCUCCGCGCAUUUCAAAGUAAAGAUGGCAGCCUGCGUGUGUCGGUGCUACGAGCUGGUCGGCAGACGAGCCUUGGCCCUCUGCUCCCGCUCUGUGGUCUCCUCAGCUUGGAGAGGAGAUGCCUAUGGGUUACCCAGGAGCCCAGCUGCAGCUGUGCAGGUGCGAUAUUCUUCAGGACGUAAAGGUUUUCUGGGUGAGUUUGUGGAUAACCUACAUCAGGAGUUCAGUAAAAAUAAGAAGAUGAAGGAGAACAUAAAGAAGUUCAGAGAAGAAGCCAAGAGGCUUGAAGAGUCCGAUGCCCUCCAGCAGGCUCGCAGAAAAUAUAAAUCUAUAGAGGCGGAGACAGUGAAGACUUCAGAGGUGUUUAAAAAGACUCUGGGUUCCCUGUCAGAGACCAUCAAGGAGGGUUUUGAGGAGGUGAGCCGUACUGACAUCGGUAAGAAGCUCAAGGAUGGAGUGGAGGAGGCAGCCAGGACAGCCAUGCACUCUGUUCAGUCUGUCUCCAGAGGAGGAGAAAAACUGGGCAGGACCAGCGCCUUCAGGGCAAUCUCACAGGGUGUGGAAACUGUGAAGAAAGAGAUAGAUGUGGGUGGUGCCGGCCUGUACAGAGCUCCGUCUCAGCUGAGGAAAAGAAGUGAUUUCUCGUCUAAAGGAGCAGACAGUGACUCCAGAGUGUUUGAGGCCAAUGAAGAGGCCAUGGGUGUCGUUCUCCACAAAGAUUCAAAGUGGUACCAGCAGUGGAAGGACUUCAAGGACAAUAACGCUGUCUUUAACAGAUUCUUUGAGAUGAAGAUGAAAUAUGAUGAAAGUGACAAUGCCCUAAUCAGAGCCUCCAGAGCUCUAACAGACAGAGUCACUGACUUCCUAGGUGGUUUUUUCUCCAAGACAGAGAUGUCGGAGGUGCUGACUGAGAUCCUGAAGGCAGACCCCACCUUUGACAAAGACUCUUUUCUCAAACAAUGUGAGAAAGACAUCAUUCCUAACAUACUGGAGGCUAUGAUCCGUGGAGAACUGGAAGUGUUGAAAGACUGGUGUUAUGAAGCUACGUACAGUCAGCUGGCCCACCCCGUCCAGCAGGCCAGAGCACUCGGGCUGCUCUUCCAGUCCAAAAUCCUUGACAUCGAUAACAUAGAUCUAGCGAUGGGGAAGAUGAUGGACCAGGGCCCAGUGUUGAUCAUCACCUUCCAGGCUCAGGUUGUCAUGGUGAUCCGCAGCCCCAAAGGAGACGUAGUGGAGGGGGAUCCGGAGAAGGUGAUGAGGAUGAUGUACGUUUGGGCCUUGUGUCGUGACCAGGAGGAGCUGAACCCCAAUGCAGCCUGGAGACUCCUGGACAUCUCGGCCUCCAGCACCGAGCAGGUGCUCUAAGAGGAGAAGGGAGCAGGUCCAUCUGGGACAAACAAACGACACUACACUGAGAAUUUGGCUGGAAAACCUGCACAUUACUGAGUAGCUCAGAAUUUUGGUUUCCAGGUGGAGUAUGAAUGUAGAACACUGAUGUUCAUUUUACAUGGACCAACCUUUGCCAUCUCCCUCAUUAUUUCAUCCAGUGGUACAGUCCAUCCAUAUCUAGAUAGAUCCAAGAAGACUGGUGGGAAUAAACGGACAUAGCACCUGAGGAGGAUGUUUGAAACCUAAAACUCACUUUAAUGCUCACCUUUGUGUUUGUCAAAUGUUGUCCACAGAAAACACACCACAUGUUUUCUCAAGCGGAAGUCAUUAGGCUCUCAUUCACUGUACAUUCUGUAUAUUCUGAAUAAGAAGAAAUCUGCUUACAUCUGAAAAUAGUCUUAACUUCUUGUAAAUAUAUGAAAUGUUGAGCACUGCUUCAUUGUACGUUUGGGUGGGACCAUGUUCAGCUGUUGUCAUCGUGGCAGCUUCAUUGUGUGAGAAUCAUUUACCAGCUUAUGUUGAACUUUUUUUUCUGCAGUUUUUUGUUUUUGUUUUUUAGUGAACUGCUUGGUUUACUUUUAUUUAUGUGGCCUUAUGAGAUGAAAGCUCAAAUGAUUACUGUACUGUUGUGGUGACCGUUUAUACUGUGUAGGUCUACUUGCACAUUAUUAAAGAUUAGACAAACACUGGUUAAUACUGUACUCUGUCUUUUCUUGACUGUUGUAUGAGUCCAUAUUGAUGCCCAUAUUUAUGAAGAUAAACUCUAGAACAAGUUCACAAUUAGUGCAUGUGUUUUUUUAUGAAUGACAAAGGACUACAAAGGUCAAACAAGUCAAAGGUCAUUUGUUAUUAAAGAUAUUAAAAUAAACGAGUAUCCCUUCUGGUC
Messenger RNA from Monopterus albus (swamp eel), 2311 nucleotides. Its product is annotated as mitochondrial import inner membrane translocase subunit TIM44-like. Gene Ontology annotation, cellular component: mitochondrial inner membrane. The transcript has 13 exons. The coding region runs from base 61 to 1401 and encodes 446 amino acids. Gene Ontology annotation, molecular function: protein-folding chaperone binding. Gene Ontology annotation, biological process: protein import into mitochondrial matrix. The record is from RefSeq and is a predicted model, not a curated record. NCBI's taxonomy places the organism in Eukaryota, Metazoa, Chordata, Actinopteri, Synbranchiformes, Synbranchidae.